CCUGCUCGGCCCCCGGCGCCCUCCCCCAGCGGCUUUCUCCAGUGGGGCUUUAGGACUUACAGGACUUCCUCCCUAUGGAGUAAUAGUUCCCAGCUUCCCGAGUCAAGUGGGCAAGAAAUUAAUUCUGCCCAAGGCACUGUGCUUCCGUCGGUGCCCGAGCGGUCGCCGAAGACACCGGAGGUGCCCGCCUCUGAGGCUGAGCCGUCUCUGGAAGGGCUGGACGAUGUGCCCCCGGUGUCUCCGCUGCAGCCAGUUUCGGAGGAGGAGGCCAUUCAGAUCGUCGCCGCCCCCCCACUGCCCCCCGCUUCCUUCACACUGCGAGACUAUGUGGACCAUUCUGAGACUCUGCAGAAGCUAGUGCUUCUAGGAGUGGACUUGUCCAAGAUAGAGAAACACCCAGAUGCAGCCAACCUCCUUCUGAGACUGGAUUUUGAAAAAGACAUUCAGCAAGUACUCCUGUUCCUUAAAGACCUGGGUAUAGAGGAUAACCAGCUGGGAGCAUUCCUGACAAAAAAUUAUGCUAUUUUCUCUGAAGACCUUGAAAAUCUUAAGACCAGAGUGGCUUAUCUACAGUCAAAAAAUUUCAGUAAGGCAGAUAUCACACAGAUGGUCAGAAAUGCGCCAUUUUUGCUGAAUUUUUCAGUGGAAAGACUGGAUAACAGAUUGGGAUUUUUUCAGAAAGAACUUGAACUUAGUGUGAAGAAGACUAGAGAUCUGGUAGUUCGUCUCCCGAGGCUACUAACUGGAAGUCUGGAGCCCGUGAAAGAGAACAUGAAGGUUUAUCGUCUUGAACUGGGUUUUAAACAUAAUGAAAUUCAACAUAUGAUCACCAGAAUCCCAAAGAUGUUAACUGCAAACAAGAGGAAGCUUACGGAGAUUUUCGAUUACGUGCACAAUGUGAUGAGCAUUCCCCACCACAUCAUGGUCAGGUUCCCACAGGUAUUUAAUACAAGGUUGUUUAAAGUCAAAGAAAGACAUUUGUUUCUGGCCUAUUUAGGAAGAGCACAGUAUGAUCCAGCAAAACCUAACUACGUCUCUUUGGACAAAUUGGUAUCCGUGCCUGAUGAAAUAUUUUGUGAAGAGAUUGCCAAAGCCUCACUACAGGACUUUGAAAAGUUCUUAAAAACUCUAUAGUUUUUGAUAAAUGUUAAAAAUGUAAUAAUGUAAAGUAAUUGUAUGUAUGAAUAAAUUAAUAUCUUUCAAAAUAAAUGC
Molecule: messenger RNA, 1212 nt
Organism: Miniopterus natalensis
Lineage: Eukaryota; Metazoa; Chordata; Mammalia; Chiroptera; Miniopteridae
Gene: MTERF3
Product: mitochondrial transcription termination factor 3
Biological process (GO): mitochondrial ribosome assembly; regulation of DNA-templated transcription; mitochondrial transcription
Cellular component (GO): mitochondrion
Molecular function (GO): double-stranded DNA binding
Source: RefSeq, a predicted model, not a curated record